AUGGAUGGAAAAACUGUUAUUAUUACAGGAAGUAAUACUGGUAUUGGAAAAUAUACAGCUAUUGAAUUAGCUAAACGAGGUGCUCAUGUUAUUUUAGCAUGUCGAGAUCGAAAACGAGCAGAAGAAGCUUUAAAAGAUAUAUGUAGAUUAUCAGGAAAUAAUAAUGUCGAAAUUGAAAUGCUUGAUCUUACUUCAUUAAAAUCAGUUCGUGAAUGUGCCAAACGACUUCGCGGAAGAUUAUCAAAAUUAGAUGUUUUGAUAAACAAUGCGGGUGUUAUGAUGGCUACAGGAAAGUCAGUUGAUGGUUAUGAAAUUCAUUUUGCCGUCAAUCAUCUUGGUCAUUUUCUAUUAACAAAUCUUCUAUUAGAUUUAAUGAAAAAAGCUCCCUCAGCUCGAAUUAUCAAUGUUUCAUCUAUUAAUCAUGCCUUUUUCAAUUGUACAAUUAAUUGGGAUGAUAUAAAUUUUGAAAAACCACAUUGGAGAAUAAACGCAUAUUCACAUAGUAAAUUAGCAAAUAUUUUAUUUACAAAUGAAUUAGCACGCAGAUUAAAAGGUACAAAUAUUACAGCAAAUAGUCUUCAUCCUGGUGUUGCUCGAAGUGAAGUCAUUCGAUAUAUGUGUGGUCGUUAUCAAAUAAUAUUAAAUUUUUUAAUUUUUCUUAUCACACCUAUAUGGUGGUGUUUAACUAAAAAUCUUGAACAAAGUGCUCAAACAUCUAUUUAUCUUGCAUGUGAUCGCCAUUUAGAUAAUGUUACAGGAAAAUAUUUUAGUGAUUGUCAAGAACGUCAAUCAUCAAAAAUAUCUCGUGAUGAACAAGCAGCUGAACGUCUUUGGAAACUUAGUGAAGAAAUGACACAGUUAAACGAUGCAUUAAAAGAAGUUCGAAAUGAACAAAAUGAUUAA
This is a messenger RNA of Rotaria sp. Silwood1, 903 nucleotides long. Lineage: Eukaryota; Metazoa; Rotifera; Eurotatoria; Philodinida; Philodinidae. The record is from the annotation of a GenBank genome assembly.